ACAGUUGAAUAUACAAAUGUUUCAAAAUAAAUUAGUUUACAGAAAUAAUAAAUAUAUUACGCCUUACAUGGAGACUAUCAUUAACACUACUCUCAUGCAUAUUUGUUGCACGAGUAGAUUAUAUGUUUGUAUCCCAUCAUAAAUUUAUGUAUGAAUUCCAGAUGGGUUUUUCAAAAUCUUAAACAACGAAAUGUACCCAACUGGCUAUCUUAUGUGCUCAACAAUCAUGUAGACAUAAGCUACCUUCUCUCCAUUUGUGGUAGAGAAGCUCGUCUCCAUUUGGGUUCUUCAAUCCAUGCCUCCCUAAUCAAAAGCCCUGAGCAUCAUACCCAUUUGCACAUUUCCAACUCUCUCCUCUUUAUGUACUCCAAAUGUGACAGAUUAGAUGAUGCAGCUAAGUUGUUCGAUGAAAUGCCUGUGAGAGAUGCAGUUUCUUGGAAUUCCAUGAUUUCAGGGUUUUUGGCUUGUGGGGAACUGGAUACUGGAUUUGGGUAUUUUAGAAAGGUGUUUCAGUUGGGUGUUUGUUGUUUUGAUCAAGCAACACUGACCACCAUAUUGUCCAAAUGCAGUGAUCCUGAUGUUGUUAGUGUUACUAGGAUGAUACAUGCAAUUGUGUUUUUGUGUGGGUAUGAAUCGGGGAUAUCUGUGGGGAAUGCUUUGAUAACGUCGUACUUUCAUUGUGGGUGUUUGAAUUCUGGAAGACAGGUAUUCAAUGAGAUGGGUGAGAAGAAUGUUAUUAGUUGGACUGCUGUGAUUUCAGGCCUUGCAAAAAAUCAGCUUUGUGAGGAAAGUUUGAAUUUGUUCGUGGAUAUGCGGAUGGGAUCAGUGGAGCCGAAUUAUUUGACAUAUUUGAGCUCUCUGUUGGCUUGCUCCGGUUUGCAGGCACACAAGGAAGGAAGUCAGAUACAUGGCAUUGUUUGGAAGUUGGGUUUUCAAUCAGAUCUAUGUAUUGAGAGUGCGCUGAUGGACAUGUAUUCUAAAUGUGGAUACAUAGAAGAGGCACUGCAAAUAUUUAAUUCUGCUAAGAUACUUGACGAGGUUUCCAUGACUGUAAUUCUUGUAGCAUUUGCACAGAAUGGUUAUGAGGAUCAAGCUGUCCACAUUUUUGUGAAAAUGGUAAAGUCGGGUGUCAAGAUUGACCCAAACAUGGUGUCUGCGGUGCUUGGGGUAUUUGGUAUUGAUACUUCAUUGGCUCUUGGUCAGCAAAUCCACUCCUUAAUUAUAAAGAGAAACUUUGAUGCUAAUAUAUUUGUUAGCAAUGGCCUAAUUAACAUGUACUCUAAAUGUGGUGACUUAGAGGAGUCGAUCAAAGUCUUUGAUCAGAUGCCUCAAAGAAACUCAAUUACAUGGAACUCAAUGAUAGCUGCUUUUGCUCGUCAUGGCAAUGGUUAUGAAGCGCUUAAAUUUUACGAGGAAAUGAGAUUAGAAGGUGCAGAGCCAACAGACAUUACCUUUCUGUCUCUUCUACACGUAUGUAGUCAUAUCGGAUUAGUAGAGAAGGGCAUGGAGUUUCUUGUAUCGAUGGAGAGUUUAUAUGGUUUGAGUCCAAGAAUGGAGCACUACGCCUGUGUUGUUGACAUGUUAGGUAGAGCAGGGCGUCUUAUGGAAGCUAAGAGCUUUAUUGAAAAAUUACCUGUAAAACCAGGUGUAUUAGUUUGGCAAGCAUUGCUCGGAGCAUGUAGCUUUCAUGGUGAACCAGAAAUCGGAAAAUAUGCAGUCGAUCAGUUGUCUCUGGCAGCACCCUGUAGCCCAGUAUCCUACACUUUACUUGCAAAUAUAUAUUCAACAUGUGGGAGAUGGAAAGAGAGAGCAAAAACCAUCAGAAAGAUGAAAGAAAUGGGGGCAGCAAAAGAAACAGGACUUAGUUGGAUUGAAAUCAAUAAGACAGUCCACAGUUUUGUGGUUUAUGAUCAAAUGCAUCCCCAAAGUGAUGACCUUUACAAAAUUUUGUUAGAAUUGUUUAAGCAUAUGAAAGAUGAAGGCUAUGUACCAGAUAAAAGAUUUAUACUACAUUACUUGCAUGAAAAAGAAGGAGCAGAGCAUUGACUACAAUUUAUUUUC
Daucus carota subsp. sativus is the source of this 2061-nucleotide messenger RNA. Its product is annotated as pentatricopeptide repeat-containing protein At3g05340. Gene Ontology annotation, biological process: RNA modification. Lineage: Eukaryota; Viridiplantae; Streptophyta; Magnoliopsida; Apiales; Apiaceae. Gene Ontology annotation, cellular component: intracellular membrane-bounded organelle. Gene Ontology annotation, molecular function: protein binding; RNA binding. Bases 151 to 2046 code for a protein of 631 amino acids. The record is from RefSeq and is a predicted model, not a curated record. The transcript has a single exon.